AUGGAGAGGGCCUCUUUCAGGAGUGCCUUGGUUUGGGCCCUCUUGGCCUUGGUGCUGGGGGGCAGCAUGGAUUUGGGAAGUCCUCCCGCUGCGGGGUUCUACCCCCGUUUCAACCCUUUCUUCUUCCUGUGUACCCACCACGGUGAGCUGGAGGGGGCUGGCGUGGCUGAGGGUGGGGGAGAGGUGCUACUCACCCUGCAGAUCGCCGGAAACCCCACGGCAUACACCCCGGGACAAGAGUACCAAGUGACUAUUACCACCAGCACCUACUUUGAUGGCUUACUGGUCACUGGUCUCUACACCUCCACGACCGUCCAGUCUGCUCCAAUCCCUGCACCCGCCGCUUUCGGGUUUGGUGUGAUGUCAGAGCGCCAGUUUGGGACGCAGUUUGUGUGCAGCGUGGUGGCAUCUCACGUCAGUCACUUGCCCUCCACCAGUCUCAGUUUUGUCUGGAUUGCGCCCCCGCCUGGGACCGGCUGCGUUAACUUCCUGGCCACUGCGACUCAUCGAGGACAGAUCAUCUUCAAGGACGCUUUGGCCCAGCAGCUGUGUGAACAAGGAGCUCCAACAGAAUCUCCACUGCGGCCAAGUCUCGCCGAUAUUCACGGAAACCACGCUGUGCUCAGAGAUGAUUUUGACUCAAACCUGCAGGGAGAGUUGGACCCUGAACUCUGGACUGACUGCAGUAACUGCGAGGUGGGAGAGCAGUGCGGAGUUCUAAUGCACGGCAGAGCGGUCACUUUCUGCGAGCCCUUUGGACAAAGACAACUGACCACUGUCCCUCUCAAUACCAGCACAGCCUCCGUCCUCCAGUUUGCCCUCGGCUCUGGAUUCUGUCGGUUCAGUUAUUCAGACCCCAGCAUAGUGGUGUCAUACAGUCUGAACAGCUCAGACAACUGGAUCACCCUGGAAAAAAUCAGAGCUCCCACUAACAGCACUACAGUGGUUCACUUACUACCCGUGCCACCUGCUCUCAGAGGGGAUGAGGUUCGGCUGCGGUGGUCUCAGGAAGCCUCCAUGGGGCCCGAUGGUUAUGAAUCAUGCUGGGGCCUUGACAACGUACUGCUGAUCAAUGCCGCCCAUAAACCCACCCUGCUGGAGGACAACCUGGACCCGGCAGACACUUCGAACUGGCUCUUCUUCCCCGGGGCCACUGUCAAGCAUGCCUGUCAGUCAGAGGGGAACGCCUUAUACUUCCAUGGAGGUGAAGGGGUGGGUCAUAGCUUUGCUUCCACCCGCGAUGUUGACCUGCACCGUGAGGAGGGGCGGAGCUAUUGGGAGGAGGACUUUGAGAGCAUGCCCAGUGGCUGGGACAUUGAAGGGGCUGUGUACGGGACACAGUGUGGUGAGGUGGAGUCAGGUUUGUCUCUGGUCUUCCUCAAAGAUGGCCAGAGGAAAGUCUGCACUCCUUAUCUGGACACAACCUCUUAUGGGAACCUGCGCUUUCAUUUCACCAUGGGUAUGAGAUGUGAUCCUGGAGAAUCCCAUGAAAAUGAUGUGAUUCUGUUUGGGAGAGCUGAGGGAAGGAGAGAUCAUGUCCUUUUGGAUACACUACCUUUCUCCGCUUACAGGACUCCCUCUGUCGUGUCAGUGGCCUUACCCACGGAGCUGCAGACUCCGGUCACUCAGUUCUGUCUUGAGCAGCGUGCACAUGGAGGUGCCAACCGUCAUGUCUGGGCAAUGGAUUUCCUUCAGUUGCUGCCCGUGCUGCCUGGUGCUCACACACAUGUGGCCCAGUUCUCCAUCAACCUGGGCUGCGGCUCGUACCAGCCUGCCAACAGCGUAAACCUGGAGUUCUCCACCAACAACGGCCGCUCAUGGUCCCUCCUCCAUACAGAGUGUCUGCCUGAUCUGUGUGCCGGGCCACACCUCCCUCAUAGCACUGUGUACUCCUCAGAGAACUACAGCGGUUGGACGAGGAUCUCCAUCCCCCUACCUAACGCUGCCCUGACAGAGAGCACUCAGUUCCGUUGGAGACAGACAGGCACUGGAGCCACCAACAUGUGGGCCAUUGACAAUGUGUACAUUGGGCCGUCGUGUCUGCGUUUCUGCUCGGGUAGAGGGCACUGCUCCCGCACAGGCUGCAAGUGUGACCCAGGUUUCAGUGGUCCAGCAUGUGAGCUGGCCUCUCAGACGUUUCCGGCGUUCCUGUCAGAGGGCUUCUCCAGCCCACGCCUCUCAUCUUAUCACAGUUUCUCGUCGCUGCGUGGGGCGGAGGUCAGCUUCGGCUGUGGGGUCUUAGCAAGCGGGAAAGCUCUGGUCUUCAACAGAGACAGUAGGAGACAUCUCAUAACUGCCCCUCUGGACAGCUCUCAAGCAAGAUAUCUCCAGUUCACCCUGAGACUGGGAAGUCGCAGCACUCUGAGCUCCUGUCCAGCUCCAGAUCAGCCAGGAGAAGGUGUUCUGCUGCACUACUCCUCAGACAAUGGUAUCACCUGGACCCUGCUUCAGCACUAUGCUUACCAAGGUUUCCAUGAGCCCAGGAUUGUAUCUGUUGAGCUGCCCCCUGGGGCACGUAAAUUUGGGGUUCAGUUCCGCUGGUGGCAGCCUUAUCACUCUGGGCGUGGACAAGACGUAUGGGCCUUGGAUGAGAUCACCAUGACAUCUGUGCUCUUCAAUACCAUCAGCCUGGACUUCAGCAACGUGUUAGACGUUACACAGAGCCUGGGUUUCUACCUGGGCCAUGUUCAGCCUUACUGCGAGCAUGACUGGACACUCAGCUUCUCUGGAGAGCCAAGCCCAGGCUCCAGUAUCCGUUAUGUGGAGACCCAGUCCAUGCAGAUCGGGGCCUCCUACACACUGCAGUUCUCCUUGGUGAUGGGCUGUGGUCGAGAACCCUCCCCCCACAUUGAUACCCAGGUCCGCCUGGAGUUUUCUACUAAUCACGGGCUGACCUGGCACCUGGUCAAAGAAGCCUGUCUUCCAGGGAUGCCCAGCUGCUCAGAGUUUACUGCUCCCAGUGUGUACCAUCCCUCUGAGUUCACUGACUGGAGGAGGAUAACGCUCUCACUUCCACAGAAGACAUGGUCCAGUGCAACACGUUUCCGGUGGAUCCAAAACUACUACAGUGAGCAGGACGAAUGGGCUCUGGACGACAUCUACAUCGGCCAGCAGUGUCCUAACAUGUGCCAUGGCCACGGCUGGUGUGACCAUGGGCACUGCAGGUGUGAUCCAGGCUAUUCAGGCACAGACUGCCGGCCUUCCUCUCCUCUCUCCUCAAGCGUUCUCUCUGACUUUGAGUCUCAGGAUGCCCUGAGGGCUACGUGGCAGGAGGUGAUUGGUGGAGAGGUAGUGACCCCUGACCAGGGCUGUGGCGUUGUAUCAUCUGGAUCCUCUUUAUACUUCAGCAAGGCUGGACUGAGGCAACUUGUGAGCUGGGACCUGGAUACUGAGUGGGCGGAGUUUGUCCAGUUCUAUCUACGUGUGGGCGGAGACUGGGCAGAGUGUAACCAAGCUGACAGCAGGGAGGAAGGAGUCCUUUUGCAAUACAGCAACGAUGGCGGGAUAACCUGGGGCCUCAUUGCUGAGAUGUACUUCACUGACUUCACCAAACCCAGGUUUGUUCAUUAUGAGCUGCCCCUGGCCUCCAAGACACCCUGCACCCGAUUCCGCUGGUGGCAACCCCUCCAUUCUGGAGAGGGAUAUGAUCAGUGGGCCAUCGACGAUGUCAUCAUCUUGUCUGAAAGGGAAAAGCACAUCAUCCCCAUGGCUAGCCCCACCCUUCCACAGAAUUUCUAUGAGAAGCCAGCGUUUGACUAUCCUCUGAACCAGAUGAGUGUGUGGCUGAUGCUGGGAAACGAAGGCUUGGAGAAGGAGAGGAACGGCAGCUUCUGUGCCCCAACACCCUCGGCCAUGGUGUUUGGUCGAUCGGACGGGGACAGGGUUGCUGUGACGAGAGACUUGGCCCUCCGUCCUGGAUAUACUCUACAAUUUAAGCUUAACAUUGGCUGUGAGUCUCAGUUCAGUGCCUCAGCCCCCGUGCUGCUACAGUACUCCCAUGAUGCAGGGCGCACCUGGGCUCUGGUACGGGAGGGCUGUUACCCAGGCUCCCCAGGGGCAGGAGGCUGUGAGGGCAGUGGUCGUGAGCUGAGAGAGCCCACUGUGUACAACACCGGAGACUAUGAGCGCUGGACCAGGGUUACCGUGGUGAUCCCUCGGAAUGUUGCUGCCAGUAAAACACGGUUCCGCUGGUUCCAGGAGAGCAGUGUGUAUCGGGAUGCCCCAGCCUUUGCUCUGGAUGGCGUGUACAUCUCUGAGCCCUGUCCCAACCACUGCGGAGGCCAUGGAGACUGCAUCUCAGGAGUCUGCUUCUGUGACAUGGGAUACACAGUGGAGCAGGACAGCUGUGUGCCAUCUGUGCCCAGCCCUACGGAGCUGGCUGAGAGUUUUGAGGGCAAGCUGAGUCCACUGUGGCAGAGUUUGAGUGGGGGGCAGAUUGGAGAUGGCUGUGGCACCAUUAGCGAGGGAAAGGCUCUCUAUUUCAGCAGUUCAGGCAGAAGAGAGGCCAGAACCGUGCCUUUGGACACCACCAACACUCGCCUUGUUCAGUUUUACAUUCGAAUUGGGGGGAAGAACAUGGGCCCCACCUGUACCCGGCCACGAACCCGCAACGAAGGCGUAAUCGUUCAGUUUUCUACCAAUAACGGUGUCCAGUGGCAUUUCAUGAGGGAGCUGGACUUUGGCUCCUUUUUGGAGCCUCAGGUGGUGACCAUUGAGCUCCCUUCUCCGGCCAAGACCCCCUACACUGCCUUCCGAUGGUGGCAGCCACAGCAAGGUAAACACACAGCGCAGUGGGCUCUGGACGAUGUUCUGAUUGGAAUGAACGAUAGCUCCAGGACUGGUUUCCAUGACAAGUUUGACGGAACAUCGCCUUUGAGACACAACUGGUACCGUGUACAAGGCGGGGAGGUCACUGUGGACUGCCUUUCUCUGGAUACAGCCCUAUCUUUCAACUCGGAGACCAAUGACAGUGAGCCACGUUACGCAGAGAGCUGGGAUUUUGAGGUGUCAGGCUCAUCUUUCCUGCAGUUUGACCUGAGCAUGGGCUGCAGUAAGGCCGUGACCCCAGCCCACGGAGUCCGCCUUGAGUUUUCCACCGACUGUGGCCGACACUGGACCCUCCUCACGCCCGAGUGCGUACCCCCUGCCAUCGGCUGUGCCGGGUACACCCAGAGCUCAGUGUACAGUACUCCGCAGUACUCUCGCUGGAGAAGGGUCACCGUCUACCUGCCCAGUGCUGCCAACUCUCCCAGGACCCGGUUCCGUUGGAUCCAACCUCACUUUAUUCCUGGCGCCGAUGGCUGGGCUCUAGACAAUGUGCUUCUGUCUCCGGGCUGCCCCUGGAUGUGUUCUGGUCACGGCCUCUGUGACAACGGCCGCUGUGUCUGUGACAGGGGUUACGGUGGUGCCCACUGUGUGCCCCUGGCCCCUCUGCCUUCAGUACUUCGAGAUGAUUUCAACGAAAACCUGCGACUGGAGACUUGGCCCGAGGUCUACGGGGCUGAGAGGGGCACGUUGAGUGGAGAGCCCCUUAAAUCUGGCACUGCCCUCAUAUUCAAAGGGGAGGGUCUUCGCAUGCUGGUGUCUCGGGAUCUUGAUUGCACCAGUACCAUGUAUAUUCAGUUCUCAUUCAAAUUCAUCACCAAAGGUGUGCCUGAGAGAUCUCACUCAGUGUUGCUGCAGUAUUCAGUGAAUGGGGGGAUCAGCUGGCUGCUUUUGGACGAGUUUUACUUCCCUACCUCCACUGAUACACUGUUCCUGCACCUGCCGCUUCCUCCCAGUGCCCAGACAAAUGCCACGCGAUUUAGACUGUGGCAGCCGUACAACAAUGGGAAAAAAGAGGAAGUGUGGGUGAUCGAUGACCUCAUCAUUGAUGGCAGUUCACUGAAUAAUCCUCCCGUCCUAUCAGAGAGCUUUGAGGGUGGACCUCAGGAAUACAACUGGCUUUUCUACCCAGGAGGCAACACUGGCUUAUACUGCCCCUACCAGAAGGGUGGCCUGGAGGAUGACUCAGCAAUGGUGUUUGUGUCCAGUGAACUUGGAGAGCACUCUAUCACUACAAGAGACAUUGACGUCAGUGAGAACACCAUUAUCCAAUUUGAGAUCAAUGUGGGCUGCAAUGCAGAGAGCUCCUCUGCAAACCCAGUGCGGCUGGAGUUCUCACGGGAUUUUGGAGCCACUUGGCACCUCCUGGUGCCUCUGUGUGCUGGAGGCCCUCAGCCUAGCUCCCUCUGCUCCACCGAGCUCCACCCUGCCAGUAUCUACUACCCUGGCACCACCCACGGGUGGAGGAGGGAGGUUAUCCACUUUGGCAAGCUACGCCUGUGUGGGUCAGUGAGGUUCCGUUGGUACCAAGGCUUCUAUUCAGGUGGCAUGGCCCCGCCCACGUGGGCCUUGGACAAUGUCUACAUUGGACCUCAGUGUCAGGACAUGUGUAAUGGCCAUGGGGCUUGUGUGAGGGGCACACACUGUGAAUGUGACCCAAGCUACUCUGGCCCUGACUGCUCUGUUCCAGACACACCCAACCCAGACUUCUUGAAGGAGGACUUCGAAGGGGCUUUAAACACUGAGCGCUUUAAGUUGCUGAGUGGUGGAAAACCUUCCAGAAAAUGUGGUAUCAUGACCAGUGGGAACCACCUGUUCUUCAGUGAAGAUGGAUUACGCAUGCUGGAGACCACAGACAUGGAUCUGUCUAAUGCUAGAUUUGUUCAGUUCUUCCUGCGCUUGGGCUGUGGGAAAGUAGCCCCAGACCCCCGCUCUCAGCCCGUGCUCCUGCAGUUCUCCACAGAUGGGGGGCUGUCCUGGGGCCUCCUCCAGGAGUUCCUCUACAGCAACAGUAGUAACCAGGCUCACCUGGUGGCCCUAGAGAUCCCGCUGCGUGCACGUACCCCCGCCACCCGUCUGCGCUGGUGGCAGCCCUCUGAGAACGGUCACUUCCACAGUCCGUGGGUCAUCGAUAAGGUGGUGGUUGGUGGCAGUGCCAGUGGUUGGGGACCUCUGGAAGAUGACUUCUCCUCCACAGACGGACGUUCUUGGCUGCUGCACCCAGGGGGUACGCGUAUGCCUGUGUGUGGCUCAGACGGCGAAGCUUUCGCUUUCAUCGAAAAAUCCAACACACGCUACGGCGUCACCACAGACAUAAGCGUGGGCCAAGACGCCUUCAUCCAGUUUGACUUCUCUGCCUCCUGCUCUGUCACCAACUCCUGCUAUGCAAUUGAGCUGGAGUACUCUCUCGACCUGGGUUUGACAUGGCAGCCAUUGGUGAGAGACUGUCUGCCCACCAGUCCAGACUGCACAUCCUACACACUCCAAAGACUCCUUGUCUCAGACACAUUCAACAAGUGGGGACGAGUCACCUUACCAAUCCCACCUUACGCCAGGUCUCCAGCCACUCGGUUUCGCUGGUUGCAGCAGGCUCCGUUUGACAAGCAGCAGACCUGGGCUCUGGAUAACCUCUACAUUGGAGACGGCUGUCCUGACAUGUGCUCGGGACAUGGGCGCUGCAGGAAGAACUCUUGUGUGUGUGACCCAGAAUGGGGUGGGGAGUACUGUGACAAGCCUCUGGUGACCUUGCCCACUCAGCUGAAGGACAGUUUCAGUCGCAGCCCCUCUCUCAGCCACUGGCACCUGCUGACCGGGGGCAAACUGAGCAGCAUGUGUGGGGCUGUGGCCUCAGGAGCUGCUCUGCACUUCAGUGGGAGCUGCACCCGCCAGUUGGUGACUGUGGACCUGAACCUGACUAACGCUGAGUUCAUUCAGUUCUACUUCAUGUACGGCUGCAUGGUUCCCCCCAGCAACCGUAACCAGGGAGUGCUACUGGAGUUCAGCCUUAAUGGAGGCAUCAGCUGGAACCUGCUGACUGAGAUUUUCUAUGACCAGUACAGUAAGCCUGGAUUUGUGAAUGUGCUCCUACCCCCUGCAGCGCGGGAGGAGGGGGUACGCAUUCGCUGGUGGCAGCCCCAGCAUGAGGGGGCGGAUCACGGAGACUGGGCACUGGAUAAUGUGCUCAUAUCAGGCUCAGACCCGAGAGCCCAGAUUUCAGACACGUUCGGUGGGGUGGCCUUACCCAAUCACGAGAGAGCCCCAGCAGAUGGGACCCCCUCUGGCCGUAUGAGCCUCCUCAGCCAGGAGGAACAGGAUGAGGAGGAGACCACAACAGUGAGUGAUCACUGGUUGUUUUCGGAAGACUGUUCGGUGCAGCGUUUCUGCAGUUCCCCCGAUGGGGUAAUGGCGUGUGGAAAUGUGGAUGGGCGAGAAGUGUACGCAGUCACACAUGACAUCAUCCCAGGCAAAGGCUGGGUGAUGCAGUUCAAGAUAGCGGUUGGCUGCAGUGAGCCAGACAGACAUGCAGAUAGACAGGUCCAUGUCCAAUACUCAGUAGAUUUCGGGGUAUCCUGGAAGUAUCUGGUGCCUCAGUGCCUACCUGCAGACCCCCGCUGUGGCGGGCAGGUAUCACAGCCCUCUGUCUUCUUCCCUGCUGAGGGCUGGAAGAGAGCCGUGUAUCCUCUGCCCGACAGCCUGGCUGACACUGCGGUGCGGUUCCGUUUCUACCAGCAGCACUCAGACACUCAGUGGGCCAUAGAGAAUUUUUACAUUGGGCCUGCAUGUGAAAAACACUGCGGUGGUCAUGGAGACUGUCUGGACCAGCGUUGUCUGUGUGAUCCCGGCUUCACUGGACCCAACUGUUACGCUAGCACCGCUCUCAAGGCCUCUCUGAAGGAACGUUUUGACUGGGAGGGAGCCCAUGGACCGCAGUGGCAGGUGCUUGAGGGGGGUCGACCCUGCACUGACUGUGGGGUGCUGGUGGAGGGUACGGCCCUCUAUUUUGGUGGUGCUGAUGCGAGACAGGCUGUCACAGCUGACCUGGAUCUCCGAGGAGCAAAGUUUGUGGAGUACUGGGCCAGGAUAGGUAGUGAAGAUAACAUGACCAUGUGCCACCGACCCACCUGUAGGAAAGAGGGCGUGUUACUGGAUUACUCCACUGAUGGAGGUGUAUCGUGGACUUUGCUUCAUGAGAUGGACUAUCUUAAGUAUGUGUCUGUAAGGAGAGACUACAUUGUAUUACCAGAGGGUGCACUAACUAAUGUCACGAGGCUCCGCUGGUGGCAGCCAUUCACCAUUUCCUCAGGCUUAGCCACGCCCAGUUCGGAGCGCGCUCAGUGGGCACUGGAUAACAUUCUGGUGGGCGGGUCAGACAUCAACCCCAGCACACUCCUAGACACGUUUGAUGAUGAGGGUAUUUCUCAUGAGGAGAGCUGGAGCUUCUAUCCCAAUGCCGUGCGCACGGCUGGUUUCUGUGGCAACCCCUCUUUCCACCUGUACUGGCCCAACAAAAACCAGGAUGGAACCCACAACAUCCUGGCCACACGCGAGCUCAUCGUCCAACCAGGUUACAUCUUACAGUUCAAGAUUGUCAUUGGCUGUGAAGCAGACACCUGUGAAGACCAUCAUUCAGUACUUCUACAAUACAGGAAAGAUGCAAGGUCUGACUCUUGGCAGUUGGUACAAUCAGCAUGCCUCCCCUCAUCGGUAAACAACGUGGGCUGCUCCCCUUUCCAGUUCCACGAGUCCACCAUCUACAGCCCCGUUAACAGCUCCAUGUGGACACGAGUCACAGUCCAGCUUCCUGACCAUGUCUCCUCUGGUGCUACGCAGUUCCGCUGGAUACAGAAAGAGGGCGCUGGCGAGCGGCACGGCUGGGGCGUGGACCACGUCUAUAUUGGCGAGGCAUGCCCAGGCCUCUGUAGUGGGCACGGCUACUGCACCACCGGGGCUGUCUGCAUCUGUGACGAGGGGCAUCAUGGUGAUGACUGCUCACUGUCCAGUGGUGAUCUGCCCAGUUCCAUAAAAGAUAACUUUGAAUCAGGGACUGUGUCCCAGGAGAGCUGGAGUCUAAUUCAAGGUGGAGGAGUGGGCAGCGGUUGUGGUCAGCUCUCCCCACACGCUCACGGGGACUCACUUUACUUCAAUGGCUGUAAGAUGAGGCAGGCUGUCACCAAGCCUUUGGACCUAACCAGAGCCAGUAAGAUCAUGUUCGUGCUGCAGAUCGGUAGCGUGGCGCAGACAGACAGCUGUAACACAGCACUGGACCAGCCCGACACUGUGGAUCGCGCUGUGUUGCUUCAGUACAGCAUUAAUAACGGUGUCAGCUGGCACGUCAUCGCCCAACACCAGCCCAAAGACUUCAUCAAGGCCCAGAGAGUGUCUUACAAUAUCCCACUGGAGGCUCGGGUGAAGGGCGUGCAGUUGCGAUGGUGGCAGCCACGCCAUGAUGGAGCUGGGCAUGACCAGUGGGCACUGGACCACGUGGAAGUCGUUCUAGUCAGCACUCGCAAACAAAACUACAUGAUGAACUUUGCCAGACAGACCGGGCUACGCCACUACUAUAGCCGGAAGAGGCGGGCACUGCGACAGCGUGCCUAACAGCACCAAGAAAGGAUGACCUGCCAAUCAAAUUUAAACCCGUCAAACUACCAUCCUUUUCCCUGAUGACAUAACGGCGUGUCGAGUCUAAAUCACGCGGAUUCCAGUCAGCCUUAGACCAUCCCGCUUCCCCACCCCCGACCGACAUGGGCCAUCCAAUCUCCUUUCAGCUGCAGCCAAUUAAAAACCUUCCCAGGGAAGAGUGACGGGGAAGGAAAUGAGCAACGAGGCAGCUAUUUUGUUUACUGUCCAUGAACUUUUUUUCGGGUUUGUAAUUAUUUUAUAAUUCUUGGCAUUGUUGUUAGUUUUCCUGCUCCGGUUUGCGAUAGUAUCUAGCUGCCCCCACACACGGCUCCUCCUACCACACUGUGAAGUUCUACCAGAUCACUGAUAAAUAUGACAAUAACCAUGAUGAUGAUGAUGAUGAUGAUGAUGAUGACGAAGAGGCAAUGGAGCACAACAUGACCAGGAAAGAGGAAGGCUCCACCCCGCACCAGUACCCUAAGAGGAAGAUGUUGUGGAAAGUGAAGAUGAUGAUGAUGAUGAUGAUAAAGAAGAAAAGCCUAACAGUGAUACCGAUACUAAAAAGAGUACUGUGUUCUUGCUGUUCUGUGUGUCUGUGGGUUCUUUUUGUGACAAGUUGA
Chanos chanos (milkfish) is the source of this 11066-nucleotide messenger RNA. It is a transcript of the gene reln, whose product is annotated as reelin. The transcript has 65 exons. NCBI's taxonomy places the organism in Eukaryota, Metazoa, Chordata, Actinopteri, Gonorynchiformes, Chanidae. Gene Ontology annotation, molecular function: lipoprotein particle receptor binding. Gene Ontology annotation, biological process: central nervous system development; neuron migration. Gene Ontology annotation, cellular component: neuron projection. The record is from RefSeq and is a predicted model, not a curated record. Bases 1 to 10422 code for a protein of 3473 amino acids.